AUGGGACUCAACGAGAACUUCGCCAACAUACGAGGACAAAUACUCAACAUGAAGCCUCGACCGAGUCUUGCUGAGAUCUACAACAUGCUUGACCAGGAUGAGAGUCAGAGGAUAGUAGGAUCAACUCAACGUGUGACCAACCCAGCUGCUUUUCAACUACAAGAUUCGCUCACCACAGAUAACAAUCCAGUACUUCUCUCCCAAAGAAGUUAUCAAAAGGUGAAGUGUUCUUACUGCUCCAGGCUUGGACACACGGUUGAUAAAUGCUACAAGAAGCACGGCUAUCCUCCAAGGAUGUUCAAAGGGAGAAAACCCAACACUGUUGCCUCUACAAACAUGGCUAUUACACAGUCGGUGAACACCCAAGACAAUGGUCAACAUGAAGAAGUCUCUUGCGACCAGUUUUCUAAGGAACAACUUCAGUCGAUGAUCUUGUACCUGAGCACUCAACUCCACUCUCCUACUAGCACAUCCACAACUGAAAAAGCUAUUGCCUCGACUUCAGCUUCUGCUCCUGUAAUCUCUCAGAUCACAGGCAGCCUUUCCGGUAACUUCAUCUCUCUUUACAACCACUCUUAUCAUGAUAUGCUCAUUUCGUCUGCAUCUAAAGAAACAUAUGUGUCUCUUAGAGCUUGGAUAAUAGACUCAGGAGCUACUCAUCAUGUUAGUCAUGAUAGGAACAUGUUUACGGAUUACAAACCUCUAGACCAAACUUAUGUUACCCUGCCAAAUGGUUAUACGGAUCUUACUCAGGCAUUGAUGAUUGGUCAAGAUUCUCAAACAUGGCAUAGACGCUUAGGUCAUCCUUCUAUAGCAAAAGUCGAAACCUUGUAUCCUCUUCUCAAUGUACCUCAUUCAAAAAUGAAUAAAGAUCAUUCUGGUGUUUGUCAUGCUUGUCAUUUAGCUAAACAAAAACGAAUUCCUUUCAAACUUCGAGAAAACAUGAGUUCAAAUGCUUUUGAUCUGCUUCAUAUAGAUACUUGGGGUCCGUUUGCAGAAACUUGUGUUGAUGGCUCUAGAUAUUUUCUGACUAUAGUUGAUGAUUACAGCCGUGCCACAUGGAUUUUCUUGAUGCGUGCAAAAUCUGAUGUCCUAGAUAUUUUUCCUGAUUUUGUUAAGAUGGUAGCAACUCAAUACAAAGUCAAUGUUAAGACUGUUAGAUCUGAUAAUGCAAAUGAGCUUCGUUUUACUGAGUUUUAUGCUGCUAGAGAUUACCUUCCCCGUACUUCAUCUAAGAAUAGGCAUAAAUUUGAUCCUAGAGCAAGAGCUUGUGUCUUUUUAAGACAUGUGUUUUUCCAUGAGAAUAUCUUUCCUUUUGCAUCACCAUAUCUUCAUGAUGAUGUCAAAACUUUCUUUCCUCUUGUUUCCUCACCUGCUGUGCCUGAUGUUGUGUUCUCUGAACCAACUUCUUCUGAUGCACAUUCUCAUCAAAAUGUGUCAUCGUCCAAGGAUCUUCUUCCCUCUGGAAGUCUUCCUAUUCGCACAAAGAAACAACCAGCAAAUUUGCAGGAUUUUCAUUGCUAUAAUCUUGAUUCGUCAACUCCCUCUUCUUCUUCAACACCUUAUCCAAUGACCAAAUACAUUUUCCUAUACUUCCUUAUCUGA
Messenger RNA from Raphanus sativus (radish), 1605 nucleotides. RefSeq lists its product as uncharacterized. Bases 1 to 1605 code for a protein of 534 amino acids. The transcript is spliced from 6 exons. The record is from RefSeq and is a predicted model, not a curated record. Lineage: Eukaryota; Viridiplantae; Streptophyta; Magnoliopsida; Brassicales; Brassicaceae. Gene Ontology annotation, molecular function: nucleic acid binding.